Molecule: messenger RNA, 1500 nt
Organism: Rodentolepis nana
Lineage: Eukaryota; Metazoa; Platyhelminthes; Cestoda; Cyclophyllidea; Hymenolepididae
Source: the annotation of a GenBank genome assembly
AUGUUCAUCUUAGUCUCUGUCGUAUUUAUCACAUUAAUUAAUUUUUGCAACGCGGAUUAUCGCACUGUAAACAUUCUGUUGCUAAAGGACUUCUUUGUGAAGUCUACCAGUUUUAAGUUAUUUGACAACGUAAAAUGGUUUCACAACGGCGUUCCUGUCAAUCAAUCCAGCAAUCGUCAUGUAUAUUUCAAAAAUGGAACAUUAAAAAUAAUCCAAGCAGAAGUUUCUGACUGCGGUCUAUAUCAGAAAUGUGUUGGGACAAAGUGUUCAACCCCAAUUAUUGCAGAAAUUCAGGAUUUGCAUAGAGUCCAAAAAGAUGGAAUAACUUGGGUAUUUAAAUACGAUAAGCCAAAUUCUUAUACAUAUUGGGAACCUGCGACUGAAAUACAAUGUGGAGUUAACCUUCCAGAGAGUUAUCCCCAUUUCCACGUUAAUUGGUCUUACUCCAGUCAGAAUGGAUUUCAAGUAGGUUCUUCAAUUUUUCUUGUUCGUAAUCAUACAAUUACAAACAAAAGUGGUCAUACAUACUUUUACUCCUCCCUUAUUUUAUUACAAAAUCCAAGAGAUACUGUCUUUACUUGUCGGUUUUUUGUUCGAACAAAAUGGGGUCAUUUAUUGAAAUAUGAACAAGACUUUUAUCCUAAUUUUUCUGGUUUUUCUCUAAGGGGUUCUGUCCGUGAGUAUGUUAGGUAUACACCAAAAAAGCAUAAAUCCGACUUUCGUGUGCACGCUCCAGCUAUCACUUUGUCCUACGAGAAACGUGGUGGCUCUAUUAAUGCUACCUGUUUUUCGAAAGAGGGUCCAGUUCAACUCUAUAUUGCAUCCGAUGUUGAGUCACUUAAUCGAUACAAUGGUUACUGGUUCGCACUCACAAAUAAACUACUCUCUUUGCUGAAUUUCUCAGAAGCAGAAAUGAAUGGCACUUACUUCUCAAGUUAUUUGUUUAAUUCGUCUGAAUUUAUAAGUCAGGAAGUCUAUGUUGUCUGCCGUUGUCUCGACAAAUAUUCCUUCAGACGUCUGGAAGCUCAGAAUUAUUCUACUUUUUCUGAAACACAUCCCUCCCUUUUAAUAUUUUUCCAAUCCCUUGCUUUUACGACUUGUUUUCUCAUUGUCAUACUUGUGUUCCCUGUAACUGUCAUGUGGUGCUUGAAAAGGUGUCGGAAACUUCGAAUCAAACGUCUGCAACGUCGUCCAUCUCUGAUCUACCGGUCGAUUGACGCAGUUGAAUGUCAGCAGCCAUGUCCCCAAACGCACGACUACGUCAACAUUUCAAUAACUUAUUGCCCUCGCAGAAUUGAAAGUGCUGAAUCUAGCGAAGAUUAUCUCGAGCCCAAACGAUUAGAAUUGAAAACUACAAGUCAAACUCGAUCCGUUCGCUUUCACUUGCUAGGGGAAUCUCCCCCCACACCAAGAUAUCAUGACUCUCCAUUUUUAAAAAAUUGGGAUUGGCGUUUAUAUAUAACUAACUCACGUAUUUCAAUUGACUAUUUGAUAGCCUGA